This is a messenger RNA of Laetiporus sulphureus 93-53, 230 nucleotides long. RefSeq lists its product as uncharacterized. The coding region runs from base 17 to 199 and encodes 60 amino acids. NCBI's taxonomy places the organism in Eukaryota, Fungi, Basidiomycota, Agaricomycetes, Polyporales, Laetiporaceae. The record is from RefSeq and is a predicted model, not a curated record. The transcript has a single exon.
GCGACCGUGUCAGUUGAUGGGCGGAGCCAUAUUUGACGUCGAAGACCCUGACUUCACGAAAGGUAUGGGAGCGCUCGGGAAGGCCGGAAACACCAAGCCACUUUGUGAUUCGUCACAGGAAUUGUUCGACGUCUCAGAUCCCUGGCUUGCGAUGCUCUCCGUAGAAGGUCCUGGGCAGACGUAUGGCUUUGAUGGAUGAAUGUGGCCUUUCGAUCCAUGACGUCGGUGCC